GAAGAGGAGAGAGAAAAUUAGAAAGACAAACCCACGAAAAAAAAAAAAAAGAAGAGGCCUUUUUCUCUCUUCUCUGUUGCUCCUGAAGCAUCUCCAGCUUUGCAGAAGAGAGUCCGUACAUCUCAAAAACAAUUAGGGUUUUAAGAAAGAGAGGGGGAUUAGGGGUAUCAAUUCGGUGUCGUUUUGAUGUUUUCAAUUGGGAAUUGGGGCUGAAACUAGAGUUGGAGAGUUAGGGAUUCCAAUUCGGUGUCGUUUUUGUUGAAAUUUUGUUGAGAAUUUGGAGGGGAGAGGUUUGUGAGGUUUGUUUUGUAUGAGAUAAGAAACCGUUUGGCUAUUUUGAUGGACGAGAUCUGGGAGCGAGCCAUUGAGACAGCUCUAGACGGCGAGACGGACCUAGCCUCGGCUCGAGUCCUGACUCUAGAUGGAGCAGUGAAGUGCGUCCAGGGCCGGCUACCCCCACCGGGUCUUCUAGAGAAGUUCCAAAACCUUCAGCAUCUCUCGAUUGCAAACGUCGGCGUUUCGUCGCUGGAGCAGUUCCCGAGGCUGCGGAACCUCCAGUCGCUGAUACUCUCGGAUAAUCGAAUCGCUGGCGGGCUUGAGUUUCUGGUGGAAGCUGGGCUGGACUCGCUGCGGGAUUUGGAUUUGUCGAAUAAUCGGAUUCAGUAUAUUGAAGAUCUAGCGCCGCUGGCGCAGCUGAAGCUGACGUCGCUUGAUCUGUAUGAGUGUCCGGUGACGAGGAUCAAGGAUUACCGAUCUAGGGUUUUCGGAUUGAUCAAGUCGUUGAAGUAUUUGGAUAAGAUGGAUGCGGAGGAGAACGAGCCGCCGGAGAGCGAGGAUGAGGAGGAGGAGGAUGAAGAAGAUGAGGAUGACCCCGGGAGUGGGGAAAUCGACGGCGAAGAUCGGCCGUCAAGGAUGAGUAAUGGCCACAGUGAGGCGGCUGAGGGGGUCGUGGAUGUGGAUGAGGAUGAUGAGAGUGAUGCAGAUGAGGAGGAGACUUUGACUGCCACUAGGGUGAAUGGACAUAAUCACCCCACGGAGAAUGGGUUCCGGGUUGCUCCUGUGGCCGGGGAGAAUGGAGAAGAGGAUGAGGAGGAUGACGAUGAAAACUACUCGGCGGAGGAGAUAGAUGAGGAGGAUAGUGAGGAUGAUGAGGUGGUGGAGGUGCAUGAGAUUGAGAGUAGUGAUGAUGAUGAAGAUGGGGUUGAGGAUGAUGACGAGGAUGAUGACGAGGACGAUGAUGAUGAAGAUGAUGAGGAGGAGGAAGUGGACAAUGAUGAGGGGGGUUUGGUGGUGCCGGAGGGUACAGGGAGGUUAACAAGCACAGAAGGGGAGAUUGAUGGCCAUGAGCAGGGAGAGGAUGACGGGGAUGAAGAUGAUAAUGGAGAGACUGGGGAGGAGGAGCUGGGUGUUGAAGAAGAGGGGCCAUAUGAAGUUGAGGAUGAAGAUGGUGAGGAAGAGGAGGAAGACUUUGGCGGAGGUUACUUAAUGCAACCAGUGGCACAGGCUGAGGAAGAAGAUGCUGGCGUCAGUGACAUGGACGCAGAAAAUGAAGACGGUGAGGGUGAAGAGGACGAGGAGGAAGUUGAAGAGGAUGACGACAAUGAUGUUCAGGUUCUGCCUCCCUCCUCCUCUUCACAGAUGAAGAGAAAAAGAGAUGAAGCUGCAGAUUCAGAUGACAAUGGUGAGGAUGACGAGGAAGAUGAUGAUGUGGUUGAGUACAGCAAGUCUUCGAAGAAGCACCGUUGACGCUCAGUGGAUGCCUCGGCUGAAUGUUUAUGUGUUCUUGAUGCCUUUUGUUCUUGGCUUGGAAACAGAGAAGAAACUCAGAUUUAGAUUAGAUUGGUUGGUGGGUUAGAGAGAGAGAGAGAACGGUUAGUUAUUUUCAUGGAUCUUCCUGGACAAACAUAAUAUAUGAUGAUUAUGAUGGUGUGUUAAGGAAAGAGUCGUUGCGUCCUUGGAUGCAAUGGAGCUUUUGAAUUUUCAAAAAGUCGUUGGUGUUUUGACCCCUCCUUACAUAUAUGUAGCCGUUACUGUAUGGUGAUUUCAAAUGGCAGUUAUUGGCGGUUCUGGUUCGGAAGGAGUCAGUUUCAAUAGGGAGGGGGAGUAAUAUGGAGGGAAAAUUGAGGGACUCAAAAUUCUUGUUGUUUUUGGUUAUGUUUGUCCAACCAGGUCUUUUUUUUUUGUUGGAGAAAAAAGGGCUUAUGUACACU
Molecule: messenger RNA, 2210 nt
Organism: Fragaria vesca subsp. vesca
Lineage: Eukaryota; Viridiplantae; Streptophyta; Magnoliopsida; Rosales; Rosaceae
Product: acidic leucine-rich nuclear phosphoprotein 32-related protein-like
Exons: 2
Coding region: 340-1746 (468 amino acids)
Cellular component (GO): nucleus
Molecular function (GO): histone binding
Source: RefSeq, a predicted model, not a curated record